UCGGCGCCGAUAUCUGCAGGCUUUUUUUAUCGGCGAUUGCGCAUUUCUAGACAAAAAGCAACAAUAAAUUAAUCGAAUCGGAUCUCCGCUUCCAAUUCUCGCUCUCCUUCGUUUCUGCUCCGCCGCACUCCAUCUCCAAUGGCGCACCUCAUUCGGGCCGGGUCAUCGUGUCGUCUCUCCAGCUCCGGAGCUGCGCGAUCCAUGUCCACGGCGUGGUGGCGCCUCGUCGAGCCUGCUGCCAAGGAUCCCAUCCUCGGCGUUACCGAAGCUUUCCUCGCCGAUCCUAGUCCUGCAAAAGUCAAUGUCGGCGUUGGUGCUUAUCGUGAUGAUAACGGAAAGCCGGUGGUCCUGGAGUGCGUCAGAGAAGCGGAGAGGAGAAUCGCCGGCAAUUCGAACAUGGAAUAUCUUCCCAUGGGCGGAAGUGUGAACAUGGUUCAAGAGACUUUAAAGCUGGCGUAUGGGGAGGACUCCGACUUAAUUAAAGACAAGAGAAUUGCAGCAGUACAAGCUCUUUCAGGAACUGGUGCAUGCAGGCUCUUUGCAGACUUUCAGAAGCGUUUUUCCCCUGACUCGCAGAUUUACAUUCCAGUUCCUACCUGGUCAAAUCAUCACAAUAUCUGGAGAGAUGCUCAUGUCCCUCAGAAAACAUUCCAUUACUAUCAUCCUGAAUCAAAGGGUUUGGACUUUGCUGGAUUGAUGGAUGACGUGAAGAAUGCGCCAAACGGGUCUUUCUUUCUCCUUCAUGCUUGUGCUCAUAAUCCAACUGGAGUGGAUCCUACGGAAGAACAGUGGAAAGAGAUCUCAAACCAAUUUAAGGUUAAAGGACAUUUCGCCUUAUUCGAUAUGGCAUAUCAAGGUUUUGCCAGUGGUGAUCCAGAAAGGGAUGCCAAGUCCAUUCGGAUUUUUCUUGAGGAUGGCCAUCUAAUAGGAUGUGCACAAUCAUAUGCUAAAAAUAUGGGACUUUAUGGUCAGAGAGUGGGUUGUCUCAGUGUGGUUUGUGAGGACGAGAAACAAGCUGUGGCAGUGAAAAGUCAGUUGCAGCAGCUCGCAAGACCCAUGUACAGUAAUCCCCCUGUUCAUGGUGCCCUCAUUGUUUCCACCAUUCUUAGUGAUCCAGAUUUGAAAAAAUUGUGGCUGAAAGAAGUAAAGGGGAUGGCUGAUCGAAUCAUUGGAAUGAGAACUGCUCUUAAGCAGAAUCUUGAAAAGUUGGGUUCACCUCUUUCAUGGGAGCACAUAACUAAGCAGAUUGGCAUGUUCUGCUAUAGUGGCAUGACACCCGAGCAAGUAGAUCGCUUGACAAAUGAAUUUCACAUUUACAUGACUCGCAAUGGGCGUAUCAGUAUGGCUGGAGUCACCACUGGCAAUGUUGGUUAUUUGGCGAAUGCUAUACAUGAGGUCACCAAGUCAGGUUAGGAGGGGGCCAAUUUUCUUCUUGGAUGCUUCAUAUAUAUAAAUAUGUAUAUAUGGAGCCAUAAUUUAUGUGACUCUUAGAAAAUAAAACGGAUUUGUGCGAUUUUGAUUUGGUAAAAGCACUGGAGAAAUUAGAGCUCCAAUAACGAGAGGUGGAAACUCUUUUGGUUAGUCAACAAAUAUUCAUGUUACUGAUAGUGUUACAGUUGGGCCAAUUUCAAGGAGAUAUUGCAAGAUUUGUUGAAAGUUCUUAUACCAUGUGAUGUUUUAAUUGACAA
This is a messenger RNA of Salvia hispanica, 1688 nucleotides long. RefSeq names its product aspartate aminotransferase 1 (gene ASP1). Gene Ontology annotation, biological process: amino acid metabolic process; biosynthetic process. The record is from RefSeq and is a predicted model, not a curated record. Gene Ontology annotation, cellular component: mitochondrion. Lineage: Eukaryota; Viridiplantae; Streptophyta; Magnoliopsida; Lamiales; Lamiaceae. Gene Ontology annotation, molecular function: pyridoxal phosphate binding; L-aspartate:2-oxoglutarate transaminase activity.